Molecule: messenger RNA, 4164 nt
Organism: Drechmeria coniospora
Lineage: Eukaryota; Fungi; Ascomycota; Sordariomycetes; Hypocreales; Ophiocordycipitaceae
Product: putative Na+/H+ antiporter CNH1
Exons: 5
Coding region: 1-4164 (1387 amino acids)
Biological process (GO): intracellular potassium ion homeostasis; proton export across plasma membrane; regulation of membrane potential
Cellular component (GO): plasma membrane
Molecular function (GO): sodium:proton antiporter activity
Source: RefSeq, a predicted model, not a curated record
AUGAUUUUCGCUAGUGCUCCGCCUCGCGACAAAGUCGCCGCAUCGGCUGCACGUCCACACGACCCAUCGUCGCCCGCCGUACGAGGUGCCGCUCCGUUGCUGCAUCUGAUUUUCAUAUCCUGCCCAAGUUUGUCGCUUGUUGUCGACAUCGCCACGGUCACAACCUCCGUCAUCGCCAUCGCCAUCGCCGUCAGCAUCAGCAUCAGCAUCAGCAACACCAACAGCAUCGCCGACAGCAUCGCCGACAGCAUCGUCGACAGCAUCAGCAUUGCCCUCGCCCUCGCCCUCUUCACCACCGGCGCCCUCGCCGUCGACAUCGACAUCGUCGUCGCCCCCCGACCCUCGGCCUGUCUGCAUGUCUCCCAACCUGGUCGCCUCGCCAUCCAUCGACCGCCGCGGCGGCGCCCGGAGGACCCUUGGGCCUCGAACCUGCCGAGGCCUGCCUGCUUCCGCCCGCCUCCUCCGCGCUCGCCCCCGUCUUCCGUCUCGACCUCGGUUGACGACGCCGUCGUGCGUCGGACGGAAGAGAUGGCUUGGUCCCACCUCGACAUCACCAAGCCGCACUUGGUCUACAUCAUCCUCGGCGGCUUCACCUCCCUCUUCAUGCUCUGCUCCUCCUUCAUCAAGGAGCGCAUGUACAUCGGCGAGGCCACCGUCGCCACCCUCUGCGGCGUCAUCUUCGGUCCCCACGCGGCCAACCUCAUCAACCCCAACGAGUGGGGCAACACCGACAUCGUGACCAUCGAGUUCUCCCGCAUCGUCCUCGUCGUCCAGUGCUUCGCCGUCGGCGUCGAGCUGCCCAAGUUCUACAUGGAGAGGCACUGGCGCUCCGUCGUCCUCCUCCUCGUCCCCGUCAUGAUCGCCGGCUGGCUCCUCACGAGCCUCUUCAUCUGGUGGAUGCUGCCGACCCUGGGCUGGCUCGAGGCCCUCGUCAUCGCCGCCUGCGUCACCGCCACCGAUCCCGUCCUCGCCUCCUCCGUCGUCGGCAAGGGCAAGUUCGCCAAGCGCGUGCCCAAGCACCUGCGGGACCUCCUCUCGGCCGAGUCGGGCUGCAACGACGGCAUGGCCUUUCCCUUCAUCUACCUCUCCCUCUACCUCAUCCAGUACCAGCAGGACGCCCGCGAGGUCACCUUCCACUUCGUCGUCUACGUCAUCCUCUACGAGUGCAUCUUCGGCGCCAUCUUCGGCUUCGCCAUCGGCUACAUCGCCCGCCACGGCAUCAAGUUCUCCGAGAAGCACGACCUCAUCGACCGCGAGAGCCUCCUCGUCUUCUACUUCGUCGUCGCCCUCUUCUGCGCCGGCUCCGGCAGCAUCCUCGGCGUCGACGACCUGCUCGUCGGCUUCGCCGCCGGCGUCGGCUUCUCCAACGACGGCUGGUUCGGCGAGAAGACGGAGGAGUCGCACGUCUCCAACGUCAUCGACCUGCUCCUCAACUUGACCUACUUCGUCUACUUCGGCACCAUCAUCCCCUGGGAGCAGUACAACAACGGCGUCUUCGGCAUGCAGGCCUGGCGUCUCGUCGUCAUCGCCGUCUUCGUCCUCCUCUUCCGCCGCAUACCCAUCAUGCUGGCCCUCAAGCCCUUCAUACCCGACAUCAAGAACUGGAGGGAGGCCCUCUUCGCCGGCCAUUUCGGUCCCAUCGGCGUCGGCGCCAUCUUCGUUUCCCUCCUCGCCCGCGCCGAGCUGGAGCACUCGGAGCCCGUGCCGCUCGCCGAGCUGCCGCCGCCCGGCGUCAAGCACUACCAGCUCAUCUACCUCGUCUGGCCCGUCGUCACCUUCCUCGUCAUCUCCUCCAUCCUCGUCCACGGCUCCUCCAUCGCCGUCUUCACCCUCGGCAAGCGCAUCAACACGCUGACGCUGACCAUGUCCUACACGGCCGCGCCCGAGGACGGACCGACGUGGAUGAACCGGCUGCCGCGCAUCUCCUCCCAGUCCCGGUCACAGGCCAAGACCAUGCCCGAGUCGUCCUUUGACGAGCGCAAGGAGCUGGAGUUCCCCAUGAACACCCUCCCGCCCCCGAGCAACUUCCUGCGCCGCCAGAGGGAGGAGGAUGGUGCCGGCCGAGCCGGCAGCCGGGCCUCGUCCUUGGCACCGAAGAAACGGAAGAGCAAGAAGUGGGAUGACGGGCUAGGACCCGGCGGUCCGGUGAGCCAAUCGGCCAUUUUCCCCAACCGACCGUCGCCGCCGGUCGGACAUUCGGAAAAGGAGGCCUCCUCGCCGUCGCAUGAGAAUACGGACUCGACGACGCUUCCCGGGGACGGCAGUCCCGAGGAUGGGCAUGCCGAGGCCCCGGCCGCUCUCGGCGAAGACAAGCCCCGGCUGCGGGAGGUGACGACGGCGGCGGCCCCGCACCGAGCCGUGCAGAUCGAAGCCUUCGACGAAGGCGACCACAUCAUCUUCGAGAACGAGGAUGGGGAUGUUCUGGACGCGCAGUCGAAUGCCGGCGAUGAACCGGGAAGGUACCUACCUAUCACGGAGGGGCAACCGAUGGAUUCCGGGAGCGAGCCCUUCACCUGGUCGUUUGACGGCCUUCGCCGUAAGGUGACCGACAUGUACACCUUGGAGCGUGAGAAACGAAAGGGCAAGGGUAAGGUGGAGCGAAGGCAGCCGGCUCGGGCCUACCAGUUUGGCAACAUGAUCAUUGUCGAGGACGAGGAUGGUGAGGUGGUCAAGACGUACGAGCUCCCGUCGCAGAAGAGCGAACACCAGGAGGGCAACGACCUGAUUGGGGCGAGCUUGAAAUACCUCGGCCUCGGCACCAAGCCUCAGCCGGCCGACCGCAACCCGGCCUCGACGGCGGAGGAGGGCCAGUCGGGCGGUGUUCCUCCGAGCAAGCAGCCUUUCCGAGCCGGCUGGACGUCAUUCGGCAGAAGCGGGGCCGACAAUUCUGCCGAGAGGAUGAGGAUCGCAGAGCAGCAAGAGGAGGACGACAGAAAGAUUCGCUUCACCAUCGGCGGCGUCGGCCAGCGCAUGACCAAAGCCGACUUCAUCAGGGAAGUCCAAAAACUGGACGCCAAGACGCGCAAGGAAGUGGUGGACCAAUCGACGGCCUCGAGCGACGUGAAGAAGCUGGCCAGCCAGAGUCGCACGCCCAUUCCGGCGAGGCCCGAACAAGGCAGCGGCAGCGAUGGCAGUAACGGGGAGAGCAGCAGCAACGGCGAGAGCAGCGGCAGCGGUCGCCACCGCAGAAGCUCCCUGCAACCACCGCCAGCGGCUUCCUCGUCCAAGGCUGCAGCGGCAAGGCAGGGUCGCUCGGCGGGCGAAUUGAGGGAGACGGCAGUGGAGCGCAGGCGCCGACUCGCCGCCCUCGCCAGCCGGGAAGACAAGGAUGAGGAGACGGGAGAGACACCGGCGGAGCGACGGAGGAGGCAGGCGGCCUUGGGAAUGGCCUCGACGGGAGCCGCCGACAGCGACAGCGAAGACGAGGGCACCGAGCGCGUGCCGCCGGCCAAGAGAGGCAUCAGACAUGCGAUGGAGGGCGGCACAGCGCAAGACUCGCCGCUGAGCAUCACGUCCAGCCUGCUCGGGAUCCUGACUUUCGUCGUCGCCAUAGCCGCGGCAAUCUACGCCAGGCUGACGUACCUGCGAAACAGCGACGACGAGUACUUUCGCAUCAAGACCUCGUUGUCGUGGUACAAGACCGAGUCGCAAUGGCUCGCCGAUCUCCUCGCGGCGCUCAACGCACGGAAUGACGACGGCGAGGUGGCGAUGCGCAGCCGCAGGGCCGAGCACCAGAUGUAUUCGUUCGUCAUGGACGACUUGUUGAACCUCGAGCAGCGUCUGCUGGACCUCGUGGCCGAGGUGGAAGCCAAGGCGGCCAUGAGAAAGCACGAAAAGGACAGCUUCACGCUGGUGCAUCGGAGUUGGCAGGGGAGACCGUCGGUGGCCAUGGGUUGGCUUUCGGUGCGGACCAAGGCGCUCGAGCUUGUUCGGCAGCGCGAGGCUCUCACAGCAAGGGUGCUGUUUCUCCAAAUGAGCAUAAUUUCCUCGCGGCUCGACGAUCUCGAGUGGAAGAGCAAGUGGGCGGAAUCGAUGGCGGAGGGGUGGAAGAUGAAUGGGAUCGACGGCCGAGGGGGAGGCGGAAGUCCGGGUGGCGGGAGCCAGGUGGACAGCGGCCGUGCGUCUGCGUCUUUGCUCAACGGAUUCGCAGGCCAUGAUGCGUGA